Molecule: messenger RNA, 261 nt
Organism: Vicia faba (fava bean)
Lineage: Eukaryota; Viridiplantae; Streptophyta; Magnoliopsida; Fabales; Fabaceae
Source: the annotation of a GenBank genome assembly
AUGUCUGGAGAUGCAUCUUUGAAUGCUAAGGACAUUAUUGGUCAGGAUUUUAUUGACCCAAUUGAGGUAGUCGUGAUAAAUGUGGUACAUGUUGCUUAUGAGGUGGUCGAGACAAAUGCGAUCCUUAUUUCUGAUCAUGUGGCUGAUGAGGUGGUCGAGAUAAAUGUUGUUAUUACUGAUGAGGUGGCUGCCACAUAUCUGGUUCCUAUUACUGAUAAGGCUACUCCUACUAGUGAUACAGAGGUUACGGCUCCUGCUUAG